Molecule: messenger RNA, 847 nt
Organism: Cercocebus atys (sooty mangabey)
Lineage: Eukaryota; Metazoa; Chordata; Mammalia; Primates; Cercopithecidae
Gene: RPP38-DT
Product: chromosome unknown open reading frame, human C10orf111
Source: RefSeq, a predicted model, not a curated record
UGCAGGUUUCGUUAUCCUGUGUUAGGUCACUCCGGAAAGGGGAAAGCAGCCCACAGCGUCGCGCGGCCCGGAAACAACACAACGAGGCCCCAUCUUUUAGAUUCGAGUUUAGGCCCCGGGGUGGAGGCUCCGGACCGGGCCCCCUACAGCGGCAGUGCGCAGGCGCGAGGGACGCACAACCCCAGCCCCUGUCCCAGUGAACCCGUCGCCAUGGAAUCCCUGCAGACUCCCCAGCACUACGAAAAUCAAGAUAAAAGGGAGAAGGAGUGUGGGAUAAAACAGCCUAUGGGCAAUAAUGCAAGGAAUCUUGAGCCCAAAAAGAGAAAGGCUAUAGGAGUUGCCUUGAGUUCAGCAACAGCUGCGCGGAAUAUCCUGUCCGGUGUACACUGUGGCUGCUCCAAGCAAUGGAGACUAAAGUUACCAUCGGAGUCGCUGCAACGUCAGGGACAAGUGAUGAAGCAGCCUAAUAACAUUUUAAAACUCAGGAAUCUGGAUCCGUUGAUCUACCCUUGGCCAGAACUUAGAAGACGGCAGGUUGCUUCUGACCUAAUGAGCCCCCUCCUCCUCCCCGGUUUUUCCGGCCUCACUUGGGCCCCCUUCCUUUUCCUCUUCACAUAUCUGCCUCCUUUUCUCACUCUCUUCACUGUUCGUUUUGUUUCCUAUUUUCUGGUAUAGUUUCUGUCCUUUAUUUAUUAUUAUUUUUUUUUUGAGACAGAGUUUCGCCCUCGUGUCCCAGGCUGGAGUGCAAUAGCGUGAUCCUGGCUCACUCCAACCACCGCCUCACGGGUUCAAGCGAUUCUCCUGCCUCAGCCUCCUGAGUAGCUGGGAUUACAGGCACGGGCCACCA